Molecule: messenger RNA, 1446 nt
Organism: Aspergillus clavatus NRRL 1
Lineage: Eukaryota; Fungi; Ascomycota; Eurotiomycetes; Eurotiales; Aspergillaceae
Product: DUF895 domain membrane protein
Exons: 3
Coding region: 1-1446 (481 amino acids)
Source: RefSeq, a predicted model, not a curated record
AUGACCAGUACCGAGAAGGAUAUUCGUCCGAUAGACGAGGAAAUUGCGCACAGCCCGUCCCCGGAGCCAAAGAAGUACCCAGGUAGGCGCACCCUCCAACCGCACAAUACAGUGCCUAACAGAUCAGUCAAAUGGUACCGUUCGACCUUCUACAAUGCCCUCAUCCUUGGAAUCUGUAACCUCCUCGCCCCGGGUAUCUGGGGAGCGAUGAACUCCCUCGGCGCCGGUGGAGCAGAGAAACCAUACCUGGUCAACACGGCCAACGCGCUGACUUUCUGCCUGAUGGUUGUCACCUGCUUCUUCGGGAGCGCGAUCGUCCGGCUCAUCGGCAUCAAAUGGACGCUGAUCGUCGGGACAAUGGGAUACGCUCCCUAUGCCGCGGGACUGUACACCAACAACCGAUACGGUACGGAGUGGUUCGUCCUGCUCGGCGCCGCGCUCUGCGGGCUCUCGGCGGGGAUCUUCUGGAUGGCGGAGGCGGCGAUCGCGCUCUCGUACCCGGAGCCACACAACCAGGGCCGCUUCCUUGGGUUCUGGCUGAGCUUCCGCGUCGGCGGCCAGAUCCUGGGCGGCGCGAUCAAUCUGGGCAUCAACUCCAGUCGCGCCCAGGCCGGCAGCGUGUCCUACACGGUGUAUCUGGUGUUCAUCGCGCUGCAAGCGCUGGGCCCCUUCGCGGGGCUCCUCCUCAGCCAGCCGGCGCAGGUGCAGCGGACGGACGGGAUCCCCGUGCGGCUGCACAUCUCGCACCGCCCGCUGUACGAGCUGCGCGCGAUGACGAAGCAGUUUCUCCGGCGCGACUUCCUGCUCAUCGUGCCGCUGAUCGUGCAGGCCGUCUUCACCGAGGCGAUCAUGUUCACGUUCCUGUCGCUGUGGUUCUCGGUGCGGGCGCGCGCGCUCGGCUCGUUCCUGUCGGGCAUCAUCGCGCUGCUGGUCGGGAAUCUGCUCGGGGCGUUUCUGGAUACGAGGCGGCUGUCGCUGCGGGCGCGCAGCCGCGGCGCCUUCAUCGUGAUCCUGGGACUGCAGGGCGCGUGGUGGGUGUGGGCCACGGUGAUCGUGACCGAGUACCACCGCACGCGGCCGACGUACGACUGGGUCGAUUCCGGGUUUGGACGCGGGUUCGCUCUGUAUCUAUUCUGGGUGGCUGGGUUCCAGUUGAACUACAUGUAUCUGUACUUUGUCGUGAGCAAUCUGGCUUCUAAUGAGGAGGAAGUGAUCCGGCUGGCCAGUCUGCUUCGAGGCACCGAGUCUGCCGCGCAGGCGGUAUCAUACGGCCUGGACAGCGUCCACAUCAUGGGUUCGGUGGGCAGCAGCUAUCUGAAUUUUGGAUUGUGGGCUAUCGCACUGCUGCCGGCGUGGCUGGUUGUCAAGGAGAUCGGCGUGUCGUUGGGCGACAAGAAGGUGGAGAGAGAAGCGCGCCAGCUGGAGAACAGGGGGGGAGAAGAGUGA